Messenger RNA from Oppiella nova, 249 nucleotides. Lineage: Eukaryota; Metazoa; Arthropoda; Arachnida; Sarcoptiformes; Oppiidae. The record is from the annotation of a GenBank genome assembly.
AUCAAUAAAGUGAGGCAAAACUUAUUUCAAAUCAAUGGCGUCGAGAAGAAGCCGUUAGCCCUUCCCGAGGCUGACGGGCCGGCCGUUUCCCGUCAGGAGAAGGUCUACGUGCCGGUCGAUGAGCACCCAGAGUAUAACUUUGUGGGCAGAAUACUGGGCCCCAGAGGUAUGACAGCCAAACAGUUGGAACAGGAGACGGGCUGUAAGAUAAUGGUUCGCGGAAGGGGUUCAAUGAGGGAUAAGAAAAAG